AUAAACAGAUUUGACUAUUCAAAAAUGUGCUCUGUUCACCCACUGUCCAUAAAUUUGCAUAAAUGCUGGUUUCACGGGAGGGAACUGAAGUCAUUCAGAGCAGGUAUGAAGAUCAGAAAGGACUCAAUGGACACAUUUAGAAAGGACGCAAGGAAAGGCUUGAGGCAGCUGAGCUGAGCAGAAGACCAAGUGGAAGUGAUGGCGCUCAGUCAGAUCUUCCAGUCUCAUAUAAUGAGUGAUCUGCUGACGAUCCGUGAGAAAGGCAUCCUCGUUCGUCUGCUGGAGCCGCACUGCAAGCUGGUCAAAACUACGGUUGCCCAGAUACUCCAGGCCAAUGAUUCCGAGGGUCGGAGCAGGAGCUGGCAUCGUGUGGACUGCGGUGUGGUCUGCCUCAUUGAGGACACGUCUCUGCAGUCCUUCUUCCUGCGUCUCUAUUGUGUCCAGCGUGCCAAGUUACUGUGGGAGCAGGAAUUGUACAUUCCUUUCAAAUACGCUGCAAGUCGAGCAUACUUCCAUACUUUCCCUGGAGAAGCCGACCAGGUCGGUCUCAACUUUGCAAACGAAUCUGAGGCAGAGGAGUUUCAGUCUGCAGUGCAGGAUGUUCAAGAAAAGAUGACAGCCAUGAUUGGGAAGUCAAAAACUGAAGAAAAGAUCUUCUCAAGAAGCAACCCACCUGCUUUGGAGGAAAAACAAGAGGAUCAUUUGUACAAAAAGCCAGUUUGCUUCCCACCGGUUCCAGCCUCUCCAAGUUUGUUCUCAGAUCUGGAUCCUGAUAUGAAGAAGCUGUUGAUGGAGGCAAGACUAAGCGAGGAAGACCUUAAAAACAAAGACGUUGCUGAAGUUGUCGACUGCAUCAUUAACCAGUUUGGAGGACUGAAAGCUGUGCAAAAAGAGCUGAAGAAGAAAGGCACAGUUUCACAGACUUUACCAAGAUCUGCAGGGGCAUCCAUUUCCCUCGCUUUGCAGAAAGGGCCUCUACCACCGGUCCCCUCAACCCAAAACUCUGAGCAGACAACAGAUAGCACAACCAGAACAGGUGACAGUCAGUAUACUCCUCCUGCUGCUCCCGGACCUGGACGAUUGAGAAGAAGUGCCAGUUUUAAAGAUGUGGGCUCGUCAGCAGAACCACAAAAAAGCGAUCUCAUCCUGAAGGCGCUGAGAGAAGUAUUCAAUCAAAAGCAGAUGCUCCGGCAAACCUCACGAGAAUUUCAAAAUUAAGCUGACUUAAGAAAGAAAACAGAAAUACAUUAAGGAAGCCAGGUAGAUGGUGGAGCAGCAGAUGCAUUAAGAUAUGCAAGACUUACAAUAUAUGAGCUGAUUAUGAUUUUUAUUGUUCUCACCCAAAGUCAUUAAUGCAGCAGCAAGAAAGUUCUGCAGGUAAUAGGUGGGACGUGAAAGUGAUGAUCGUCUGCAACUCAGUAAACUUAACGUCUUUAAACUUAAAGAUCACCAGCAAGUUUCCACAGAAGCUUUCAAAUAAAUAUAUGCAGAAAUGAUGUGUGUUGGAUUCUUGUUUAUGGCGGGAGUUUUAAAAAUAGCUUUCAAAACUGACUACUUCUUCAGUUAAUUGGAACAAGAUCCACGGAGGCUCUCUAUUUAAUUAUUUAACUAUUUAAUUGACGUCAGUGUUUGUAAUGUUUCCAAGCAUCAUGAAUUGUGACGGUCACACAUUUAUCUGUGAAGAACUGAACACUCGUAUUUCACCUUCUCACAAUAAACAUAGAAAAGUC
Messenger RNA from Xiphophorus hellerii (green swordtail), 1730 nucleotides. Its product is annotated as wiskott-Aldrich syndrome protein. Gene Ontology annotation, biological process: actin filament organization. The transcript has 9 exons. The record is from RefSeq and is a predicted model, not a curated record. Bases 199 to 1218 code for a protein of 339 amino acids. NCBI's taxonomy places the organism in Eukaryota, Metazoa, Chordata, Actinopteri, Cyprinodontiformes, Poeciliidae.